CUCGAUAGUGUCAUCGAUAGUUUCCCAGCUCUAGCGUCUAAUACUUGUCUUAACGGGUAAUGACAUUUCCUCGGAUAUAUUUAAAAUUUUCAUAUAAAUUAUCAAGAUGGUGAAGUCGUCAAACCCAAUAAAUAUCUUGCGGAAAAUCUACAACAACGAAUUCCAAUGGAUGCUGGUCAAGAGCUAUGGACUGUUUUUUGUGGGUGUUCGUUUAGCCAAAGAGUUCGUUGGCGUGGAGCUGAUGCCUGCACUGGGACCCUCCUAGUCAUGAAAGCAAAACAACCUUUGUAUUUUACACAAAAUUAAAUUUAAAUAAGUUUUAUAUGAAAAUUAUAUACAAUUGAAUGAG
Molecule: messenger RNA, 349 nt
Organism: Drosophila biarmipes
Lineage: Eukaryota; Metazoa; Arthropoda; Insecta; Diptera; Drosophilidae
Exons: 2
Coding region: 107-265 (52 amino acids)
Source: RefSeq, a predicted model, not a curated record